This is a messenger RNA of Hipposideros armiger (great roundleaf bat), 3572 nucleotides long. RefSeq names its product mannosidase alpha class 1A member 1 (gene MAN1A1). Lineage: Eukaryota; Metazoa; Chordata; Mammalia; Chiroptera; Hipposideridae. Gene Ontology annotation, biological process: carbohydrate metabolic process; mannose trimming involved in glycoprotein ERAD pathway. The transcript has 7 exons. The annotation marks the transcript as partial. Gene Ontology annotation, cellular component: Golgi membrane; extracellular exosome; endoplasmic reticulum. Gene Ontology annotation, molecular function: mannosyl-oligosaccharide 1,2-alpha-mannosidase activity; calcium ion binding. The record is from RefSeq and is a predicted model, not a curated record.
UGGGAUUGGAAGGAACUGGCCCUGGGCCUCAGGAGGCAGCAGUAUUUUGGCAGAAUUUGGAACUUUGCAUUUGGAGUUUAUACACUUGAGCCACUUAUCAGGAAACCCCAUCUUUGCUGAAAAGGUAAUGAAUAUUCGAACAGUACUGAACAACCUGGAAAAACCACAAGGCCUUUAUCCUAACUAUCUGAAUCCCAGUAGUGGACAGUGGGGUCAAUAUCAUGUAUCAGUUGGAGGACUCGGAGACAGCUUUUAUGAAUAUUUGCUAAAGGCAUGGUUAAUGUCUGACAAGACAGAUCUAGAAGCUAAGAAGAUGUAUUUUGAUGCUGUUCAGGCAAUUGAGACUCACUUGAUCCGCAAGUCCAGUAGGGGGCUGACGUACAUCGCUGAGUGGAAAGGGGGCCUCCUGGAACACAAAAUGGGCCACCUGACCUGCUUCGCCGGAGGCAUGUUUGCUCUGGGGGCCGACGAGGCUCCUGCAGACCUGACCCAGCACUACCUUCAGCUCGGGGCUGAGAUUGCCCGUACCUGCCACGAAUCUUACAACCGCACAUUUGUGAAACUGGGACCAGAAGCUUUCAGAUUCGAUGGCGGUGUUGAAGCCAUUGCUACAAGGCAAAAUGAAAAAUACUACAUCCUACGGCCAGAGGUUGUUGAGACUUACAUGUACAUGUGGCGACUGACUCACGAUCCGAAGUACAGAAAAUGGGCCUGGGAAGCCGUAGAGGCCCUGGAAAAUCACUGCAGAGUGAACGGAGGCUAUUCAGGCCUAAGGGAUGUUUACCUCAAACAUGACAGUUACGAUGAUGUGCAGCAAAGUUUCUUCCUGGCAGAGACAAUAAAAUAUUUGUACUUAAUAUUUUCUGAUGACGAUCUACUUCCGCUGGAACACUGGAUCUUCAAUACCGAGGCACAUCUUCUCCCUGUACUCUAUCCGAAUAAAAAGGAAGUUGAAGUCAAUGAAAAAUAAAAGGACAUUUUAUAUUUUACUCUGCUCCAUUCCCUUCACUGCAUACCUUAAUAAUUCCUUUUCUGGUAUUCAGGCACAUGAUGAAUUUUUAUUACUAGGUCUGUGAUUAUUCUAAGUUCUAAAAUUGUUUUGCAGUCUUUUAUGUUUAUCAUCAUAGGCUUAGAUGGACCUAAACUCCUUUUCAUAUCCUUUAUUAUUCAGUCAGUAGAUCACAGGUGGUUUUUUUUAUUUUAAGUAAUCUUUUAUAUCUGGAGUUCAUGUAGGUAUAGUAUCAUUUUUAUUAAACUGAAUAUAGUGGUACCAAUGACCUUUUAAUUACAAUUUUGAUUUGACUGCAAAACUUCUUCCUCCUCUAUGAGGAGAUGAUGUCUGCUUUAAGCUGUAAUGUUUUGCCAUGUUGCAAAAAGCCAUAAUAAUAAAUUAAAUAUUAAAAAAGCUUUUUCCUUUUCAAUUUCAUGUUAAUAUGGUUUGUCUAUCCACCAGAGACAGAUCUUAUAACUGUGACAGCCUCCUUAUGCGGGUCUAUCAUUAUUUGAUAGAAUAUCUUCUAAAAUACUUCACUCACAUUUUAAUUCAAAUUAGAAUGUCAUCCCAAAAGGAUCAUCUCAUCUUGACCUCAUUUCGUUGGAACCACAGUACAUUUUUGUUGGUUAAUUGUAUUAGUGUUUCCUAAUUUGUGAAUUAAUUCUCAAAUUUUACUUCAAAUGCCCUGUGUCAUUUCUGGAACAUGUACUGGUUAAUUUCUUCUAUUCCCCACCACACAGUGAAGUGAGCUUUCAAGUUUUGCAGAUCUCUGCUAUUACUGAAUUAUAUUUUUUUACGGGAAACAGUAUCACUUUUAGUGUGUUACCUUUUGCUUUUUACUAAAUACGUGAAGAACUGGGUCUCUCUAGAGAGAGGGUAAGUAUUUCAUUUGGCAUUUAGUUUGCAUUUUUAUCUUUAAAUUUUUUGUCUUGAGAAAAAGAAAGCAUUACCUUUAGUUUAGAUUUUUCAGAUUUGAAAAGGGCCAUUUCUCGAAUGUAGUUAAGUUAUUUCAUAUCAGUUUAUGAAAGCAGUAUUUAACUCUGAAAGAAGCUUUGCCAAUGUUUCUAUUCAUGGUCAAUUGAGGAAAAUCUAAUAAACUUUUAUGCCAAAUAAGAAUAUAGUAUUUUUUUCUGGUUAAAUUUACCAUAGUGACCCCAGCUUAGAACCAAUAUAUAGGAUUGGACAUUCCCAGUUCCCUACAAUCCUGUAGCAGAUCAAAAUAAUUCUAUGAUUCUUCAGAGUGCUGUUUUGAGAUAUGAAUGGUUUUCCCAAGAAUAGAUUUGGUGACAACUUGUGUUUUUUUAGCAUAUCGGUUCAUAUUUUAUAUAUAUAUAUAUUCCCAUGAAAAGGCUAAUACGAUAAUGCAUAUUCUGAGGUACAAAGACUAUAACCACCUGUAUUUUCAACCUAGCAGUGGUCAAAUAGAUCAGUGAACCCAUGGAUUACGCUGAAGCAUAUGCAGUGGCUGCAUUUGUAGUUUUAAAACUAUCCAAUAUUAGGAAUUUCUUACAGUUCAGUCUAAUAUUUUUUAAUACAGUUAUUUUCUUGCAUCUCAAUUGACGUCAUUAUUUUAGCUAUUUCAGCUUUUGAAAGCAUUUCAAAAGAAUUCCUUUGUCUGAAAGGACCACCUUGUGUGACCUGCUCUUUUUUCAAUAUUGUACAUUGGUAUAUGUCAAAGAAUAAAUUAAUAAAGUUAGUAAAUGGAAAAGAGCCUUUGGUACCUCAUUGUUGCCAAGUUAAUGUGUUUUGAGACCCAGACUAUCUUCCAUUCGUAUCUUCAGCUCGCCUUACGAAAUGAACAGAUAGUGAGUGUCCUUCUUCCCAGGACUUAACGGCAAAAUAUAAAAGAUAGUUGCCAAUACUGGGCCAUGUGUGUUUAGAUUAUAAUGUUCUUAUGAAUGUCAAGUUAAUUUUCUUUGCUUUUCAAUUUGAUUUGAAAGAACACAAAGCUGAUACGUAUUUCUGCAGCAGAUAGGAUUUUUUAAUAAAGGGUUUAUGUACAAACUGCACACGAUGUACUUUUUAUAUUUUGGUACACAUAGGCAAAAAGAUUGUACUACAUGCUGCUCUGUCAAUGGCAAGAAUAAAAUUUUUCCGAUUCUAGAACUUGGAUUUUUUUUUAACCUAAGUCCCAAAACACCAAAAAUAUAAACAAGAUAAGAGAUUAAUAUUAUGUAAUUUAAUUAAAUUUAUAUUUUGUUAAUCAUUAUAAACAACAAAAGUCCUUAGGUAGACACUGUCUUUCAUUAAUUUUCAGCAAUUUCAUCUGAAAAGUGAGUAAUUAAAAUAGCACUUAAUUUUGUGUUUCUGCAGAUGUUUUGGGUAUACUUUGUGCAAUUCAUAUUACACAUGUAAGUUGUAUGGCAAUUUAUAGAACACAGUGUUUGUCAUGGCUCCUUCAUCUGUAUUAGCUAUUCUUUACAUUGAUUAUUUUUGAUGUGUACAUAAAUUCAUUCUGUCAUUUCCAACUUUAUAUAAAUCUUUAAUGUUAUGAUAAACAUAAUAGACACAUAAUUUUUAAAAACUAUAUUUGUAAAAUUUCUCUAUUGUGAAUAAAGUCUUUUAAUAUAUCUCCUCA